Messenger RNA from Pyrenophora tritici-repentis Pt-1C-BFP, 1518 nucleotides. Lineage: Eukaryota; Fungi; Ascomycota; Dothideomycetes; Pleosporales; Pleosporaceae. The record is from RefSeq and is a predicted model, not a curated record.
AUGGCGCGUACACGGGCUUGUAAAGGACGCCCUAGACUCCCUGGGCGCGUGAUACGGACUGAGAAGGAGGAAAACGUGAGGCGCGGGUCUACAGUUGAGGAGUUGAUGCUUUCGGAUAAUGGGAACGAGGAUGAGCGUGACAUAGGACAUGGGGUUCGAUGUUCAGUUGAAACGAAACGCAAUGAAGACAAUGUUCAUCACGUCAAUGUUGAGAUUAAGAAGGAGAAGGAAGAUGAGGAAAUGAUCAAGGUAGACAGGGAUGAAAAGGAAGAGGAGGACACUACACUCAAGCCCCAACAACCCAGAAAACGACCUCGCACACGCACACGUAUCAUCACACAACUCAGCCCUACCCCUCAGCUUUCCCCUUCCCCAUAUCCCAGCAAAAAACGCAAAACAACGACAUGUCCUCCACCCAGACGUAUAACGCGCUCUACCACAAAGCCAAAACGCAAAGUCUCUGAGAUUGAACCAGAGUCUGAUUCUGAAUCCGAACCUUCAUCAUCACCACCAGAAGACUCUGCAUCUGACUCUGUAUCUGACUCUGAAGACCAAGACGACGAACAGCAGACAUCCCCCACACCCCUUCUUCCCAGCCCUUUCGCAUCUCCCUCCUUCCUCCGACCGUACCUAUCCUUCCAGCUCUCUCUUUCGAAUCUCUCGGGCGAAAGGUACAGAAAAGCGGAGAAAAGCAUGAAGGUGGUACUUGACGCUGUUUCAUCGCUGAAGACCUCUACUGGAACGAGGAAGCAGAGGAAGAGUAAGGAUGAUAAGCGAGAAGUGGAGGGCAAGGGGAGGACAAAACCAGAAGAAAGAGACGACGACGUACUACCCAGAAAACAACGGGAACUGAACGAGCAGACGACACGGAGGUUGUUAGCGGAAGCGAAAGAAGGAGAGGAGGGGAAGAAGAGGGUGAGGGUGACUAAAACAGUCCGACGUCACACCGAUAGUAUCUCAUCCUCCUCUUCCGAAUCCACCCACCCCACUCCUCAUACUCCCCCCACACAUCCCCGCCACUCCGCAUCUUCACUAUCCUCAGGAUACACACCGCAGCGUACAUCCAGCCUUACAGAUUCCGCGGCAUCCGUCUCUUCCGCAGAAGAAAGCGAUGUCAUUGAGCGACAAGAGAGAAACGGGUUACGGCGGCGGAAGCGAGCGAUGAAGAAGAAACUCUACAUGAGAAAUAGGGGAGAAGAGGUGAAGCACGUGAAGCACGUGAAAAGGCGGUUGAACAGGGGAGAAGAGGAAGAGAAGCAAGUGAAGAAGGAGAAGCGAGCGAUGCAGAAGCAGAAGCAGAAGAUGAUGCGGUUGAACCCCAGACAAGGGGAAGAGAAGCCAGUGAAAGUGAAGGAGGAGGAGGAGGAGGUUGAAGUGAAGAAGAAGCCAAUGUCCGUCACUGAAAUGACCGUGAGACAGGAUAUGAUGGACAUGGUAUCGCGGAAUAGGGAUAGGACACCGGCUAUGUUUCAUACCGGCAAGCCGGUUAUGGUUGCUUUUAAUCCUGUGAUUUGGUAG